Gloeophyllum trabeum ATCC 11539 is the source of this 1830-nucleotide messenger RNA. RefSeq lists its product as uncharacterized. The transcript is spliced from 5 exons. The annotation marks the transcript as partial. Lineage: Eukaryota; Fungi; Basidiomycota; Agaricomycetes; Gloeophyllales; Gloeophyllaceae. Gene Ontology annotation, molecular function: DNA binding. Gene Ontology annotation, biological process: DNA recombination; DNA integration. The record is from RefSeq and is a predicted model, not a curated record.
GCUGCUGCUUCUCUUGAUCAGCUUCGUAUCUUGACUGAGUCAAGCAAGAAGGACAAUCUGCACUCACAGAAUACGAAUAAAGCUUAUAACCGGCAUAUCAAGAAUGGGAAGAAGUUCCUCGCUGACCUUGUGCAAGCGCGGAAAGCCGCAAGCCAGGCUGAUGCUGACUGUCCCAAAGACGUCGAAGAGUCCAUCAAUCUUGAUGCCCUGGAAGUUGCCUUUGAGAAGCCUCCGAAUCAGUACUCAGCUUUGGGUUUGGAGCUGUACUUGACGGAGAAAUGCAUCAAGCAGAACCUGAAGGAACAGACCGCCGUGCAGAUCUAUUCUGCUUUCAAACGGAUGUGGCAGGAAAUGGAUGCUGAAACAUACCGAGGGGAUUAUAGUUACGACCCAAAGAGCAAGGUUGUGCGUGGUAACCCGGCUCUAUCUGCAGGCGUGCAGGACUUGUGGCACUCCCUGAGAAACCGGUCAAGGGCUGCGCAUGGUACUCGCACUCACCAUGCUGAAGCGAUCGGGAUUGAGGAUAUGAGGGCCAUCAUGGCCUGGUCAGAGAUCCACUUCCCAGCUCACCUUCUAAGUUGCACGAUCACGGACGCAGGGUUCCUAUUCCAAGCAAUCGUCCAUUUCGAGAUGCGAGCCUUCCUCGCAACAGCAUUUACCUUGUGGACACGGAACAACGAGUUGUGUGCCUUGAAAGGAAAGGACUUCAGGGAGGGCUGUGUCGGACCAGCGCCGUACUACUUCCCUCACGAUAAGGUGACCUUAGACCAACGCAAGGGAUGGCAGUCAAGGCCCGGUAGCGGGGCUCACUCUCAAGGGCGUACCUACGAGAUACAUGCGCAGCCAAAGACACCAGAGAUCUGCAUGCGGACGCACCUGAGCAGAUGGCUGCGGCUUCGCGAGAAAGUCCUGGGUCGGCGCAUGACUGAGGAGGAAUAUGUCUUUCCUCACAUUAGUCCAAAUGGCCUCAUUCACACAUCGCAGGCCCUCAAUCACGAUGUUGUGCAGAAGACCCUCGACGACUUUGCCAAGCAAGCUGGACUCGACAAGAACUUUUCAACGCACAGUUUCCGUCGUGGGGGUGCUCAGUACCGCUUCAUCUGGGCCCCAAUCGGGCAGCGCUGGUCGUUAGCGAGAGUGCGUUGGUGGGGAGGGUGGUCCGAGGGUGAACGUACUGAUACAUUGAUACGAUAUUUGUUAGAUGAGAUAACUGCGCUAGAGAACGAGCACGGAGACGCACUUGCACCCGUCCAGACUCGCAGGGAUCUCACCUUCAAUGGGGAGGAUUCGCUUGCUGCUCCCGUGACCGUGGCGGAGCAUCGAGAGCAUGCUGAUUCGUUAGACCGGAAGCUCGAUAGCUUCAUAACGUUCUUCGUGGCCUACCUGCAUGGAAAUGGUCCAUCACCGCCCAUGACUGCUCCGACGAUGGCUGCAUCAUCAUCCCAUUCCUCUGUCUCGCCUUCCGUUCUACCUGUCCCACCCAUCAUCAUGAGCCCCACGCACACUCUCGGUUCCGCAGGAUCGCAGUCGUUGCAAGAGCACAUUGCCGUUCCGCUGACAACUGUCAGCAACCAAACACAGAGCGAGCGUCCGCCGCGUCGAGUGCGAAGCAAGCGAUCCGUCCCUUCAGUUCCGCAAGCCAGCAUACCCGACCUUCCUCGCGGGGCAGCCGGCUGGAAAGUCGCCGUCAGACAAUGGGAGGAAGUGGAUCCCCUCACUGGUUACGCCUUAAAGGACUGGCCCAAGAGUUGGUACACCGGGGGCAUGCGGCUGGUCAACCAGCAGAAGCGGUUCACGCGUCGUAUUAUCACCGAGGCGUUCGUCCGGUGA